Miniopterus natalensis is the source of this 3540-nucleotide messenger RNA. It is a transcript of the gene NCLN, whose product is annotated as nicalin. Gene Ontology annotation, biological process: regulation of signal transduction. Gene Ontology annotation, cellular component: membrane. NCBI's taxonomy places the organism in Eukaryota, Metazoa, Chordata, Mammalia, Chiroptera, Miniopteridae. The record is from RefSeq and is a predicted model, not a curated record.
GCAGUGCCCGCAGGACCCCGGGGUGGACGCGGGCUGCCCGGCGCAGCGUCCGCAGGACCCCGGCAUCUACCCAUGUUGAGGUGAGUCUGCGGGAGCCGCCGCCGUCGCCGUCGUCUCAUUCCCGCCGCCGCUCUGCGCGGCUCCCCUGCCGGCCAGGAUGCUGGAGGAAGCGGGCGAGGUGCUGGAGAACAUGCUGAAGGCGUCGUGCUUGCCACUUGGCUUCAUCGUCUUUCUGCCCGCCGUGUUGCUGCUGGUGGCGCCGCCACUGCCCGCCGCCGAUGCGGCGCACGAGUUCACUGUCUACCGCAUGCAGCAGUACGAUCUGCAGGGGCAGCCCUACGGCACGCGGAACGCAGUGCUCAACACGGAGGCGCGAACAAUUGAUGCAGACGUGCUGAGCCGUCGCUGCGUGCUCAUGCGGCUGCUAGAUUUCUCCUAUGAGCAGUACCAGAAGGCCCUGCGGCAGUUGGCUGGUGCCGUGGUCAUCAUCCUUCCACGGGCCAUGGCUGCCGUGCCCCAGGAUGUCAUUCGGCAAUUCAUGGAGAUUGAGCCUGAGAUGCUGGCCAUGGAGACCAUUGUUCCUGUGUACUUUGCUGUGGAAGACGAGGCCCUGCUCUCCAUCUACGAGCAGACUCAGGCCGCCUCUGCCUCCCAGGGCUCUGCUUCUGCUGCUGAAGUGCUGCUCCACACUGCCACCGCCAAUGGCUUCCAGAUGGUCACCAGUGGGGUUCAGAGCAAGGCCGUGAGUGACUGGCUCAUCACCAGUGUGGAGGGGCGACUGACGGGGCUGGGUGGAGAGGACCUUCCCACCAUUGUCAUUGUGGCUCACUACGAUGCCUUUGGAGUGGCCCCUUGGCUGUCACAUGGUGCGGACUCCAACGGGAGCGGCAUCUCCGUGCUGCUGGAGCUCGCCCGCCUCUUCUCCAGGCUGUACACCUACAAGCGCACCCAUGCCGCGUAUAAUCUCCUGUUCUUUGCCUCUGGAGGGGGCAAAUUUAACUAUCAGGGGACCAAGCGCUGGUUAGAAGACAACCUGGACCACACAGAUUCCAGCCUGCUUCAGGACAAUGUGGCUUUUGUCCUCUGCCUGGACACCGUGGGCCGGGGGGACAGCCUCUAUCUACAUGUGUCUAAGCCGCCCAGGGAGGGGACACUGCAGCACGCCUUCCUGCGGGAGCUGGAGAUGGUGGCUGCUCACCAGUUCCCAGAGGUGCGCUUCUCAAUGGUGCACAAGAAGAUCAACCUGGCGGAGGACAUCCUGGCCUGGGAGCAUGAGCGCUUCGCCAUCCGCCGGCUGCCUGCCUUCACUCUGUCCCACCUGGAGAGCCACCGUGAUGGCCAGCGCAGCAGCAUUAUGGAUGUACGGUCCCGGGUUGACUCUAAAACCCUGACCCGCAACACAAGGCUCAUCGCAGAGGCCCUGACUCGAGUCAUCUACAACCUUACUGAGAAGGGGACACCCCCGGACAUGCCUGUCUUCACAGAGCAGAUGCAGAUCCAACAGGAACAGCUGGACUCGGUGAUGGACUGGCUCACCAACCAGCCCCGGGCUGCCCAGUUGGUGGACAAAGAUGGCACGUUCCUCAACACACUGGAGCACUAUCUGAGCCGCUACCUGAAGGAGGUGAAGCAGCACCACAUCAAGGCUGACAAACGGGACCCCGAGUUUGUCUUCUACGACCAGCUGAAGCAGGUGAUGAAUGCCUACAGGGUCAAACCAGCCAUUUUCGACCUGCUCCUGGCAGUCUGCAUCGGCGCCUACCUCGGCAUGGCCUACACGGCGGUCCAGCACUUCGACCUUCUGUACAAAACAGUUCAGAGACUCCUCCUGAAGGCCAAGACACAGUGACGUGGAUGUCGCCGUGCCAGCACCGCGGGCCCCCCCGCCUGCCACCCUCACCACCCUCAGCCUGCAGGGGCUCACCAAAACCCCGAAUUACAGAGCUUUUCUGUGUUGCUCUCGAGGAUUUGGGGGAUUCUUUCUCUUUUUUGUCCUUUGAACUCCCUUGGAGGAGCAUUCGGUGGAGUUCUGGGGCCAGGCCAUGGACUUGGGAAGAAGCCGUGGCUGAGCCUCUGGCCCGGGAGAUGGCCCUGCGGCCCACAGGCGCUAACCUGUGCUAUGAAAGAUUUGUCCAGCACAGCCUUGGGGUCACUCCUGCUCGUGAUGCCAACCAUGCCUGGCAAUGGCUCUGCACCUGUCCUCUGUGCUGUCUCCAUCUCCCUCCGUGACUCGGAUCCUCUCCUUGUGUUUGUCUGAAGAGGGAAGCACCACCCUCUGGGCCCCAGGUGGUAGCUCGUCCCUCAAAAGGUUGUCUCCUCCCUGGGCCAGCGCUGAGGCACAUGUCUCUCAGAACCCCUGUUGGACUGCUGGUGCCUGAAGACCCGGAGGCCUCCCCCAUUCUGUCACCUUCAUGCAGGGCCCCUAUGUCGUUCCCCGUCUCUGGAGCUUCUCUAGCCUCUGCUCUCACUGCACCCUAGAGAGUGCCGGCAUCUCCCCUAGGCUGUCUUCUCUGUAGGCUCCUGGGCUUCCAACUCCCAGCUCUCAAGGGGGAGCUGGGUGCCCUUGGAGACUCCAGGGCCAGAGAGAGACCUAGAGGAGGCGCUGGAGGAGAGGCCCUGGGCUGGAGACCUACUGGUCCCCCUGCAAACUCACUCCUUAGCCCACUGGGCCUGCCUCCUCACCUAUGAAAAGGAGGAUGCGUCCUGGGGGAGUGAAGUCCAUGUUGGGACCUGGUGAGGGGAGUCAGGGCAGAGUGUUUGCUGGAGAAGAUGUGACUGUAGGAUCCAGAGGGGGAAGGUGUGGGCUCUGUGGGAGCCUCGACUGAGCCCGCACCCCACAAACCAGGUGCCUCAUGGGGUGUGAGCUUCUCUCCUGGUGGGGAGAAGGCCUCCAGCACUGAAUGGACCUCAGGGAGAUGCAGGUGUACCAGUUCAUGAGCAAUAUAAUCAAGCAAGUGUUAAGGGGGAGGGUCAGGACAGGGAAGAAGAGGCUCCAGGCCCACCAUGGAGGUCUGAAGUGCUAUAAAGGGGCAGGAGGACUGACUCUCCUACCCAGCCUGCUGUUGCCCCUUCCCAAAGCCCACCAACAGGAGAAACUGGGCUGCUCUGGGGGCUCUUGUCUCUGCCUCCACCUCCAGCCUCCCACCUUUGCCAAACCAGUCCUUCCCUCCCUGGGCACAUCUGGUUGUCCUGUCUUCCAGCCUUCCAGGCCCCGGAUGUUGGCUAAGCCAGACCUAGGGAGAGGUCAGUGUGGGGGCCGCAGGUUCUUCUGCCUCAUUCCUUCUCCAUCCUGCCUAGUGGACUGACUUCCCCAGAGACUUCAUUAAACACCUGGCCACCUCUUGGGGUUUGGGGUUCACACCACGAGGUGGAUGGGUUGCAGGGAGACUGAUCCUUCCCCAAAUGUGACAGUGAUGGGUGUAUCAUCUGGGGUUGCCCAGUUAGUGUCCUUCCUCCCCAGAGUGGCUCAUCAGGACCGCAGAGCUCAGGCUGGUUGUGGGAUGCAGUUGGAUCAGAAAAUAAAGCCAUAUCGAACAAUCA